Molecule: messenger RNA, 1143 nt
Organism: Polypterus senegalus (gray bichir)
Lineage: Eukaryota; Metazoa; Chordata; Cladistia; Polypteriformes; Polypteridae
Gene: c3h8orf74
Product: chromosome 3 C8orf74 homolog
Exons: 5
Coding region: 213-1070 (285 amino acids)
Source: RefSeq, a predicted model, not a curated record
UCGUGAAGCCGGAGGACUCGGUGUGCCGUACGUCAACUGAGGAGUGCACUGCUUUCACUGUUUUUAGCGAGUUUGCUUUACGACGAGCUAGACUAAACGGCAAAAGCAUCAUCUGGAUGUUUCUGGACAGUGAGCAGAAGUGACAUUUAGCUGGAGGGCAGCAGGCUGUGCUCCUUAAGAAUUGUGGUUCCACCAUACCUUGCACUGCAGUCAUGGCCUACAUGACCAGCUCUGAUCUGCAGAAGAUUGUGAAACUCCAGAAAGAAGAUGGACGCCAGCACUUAAGGCAGAUUCUGCAGUGGCACGAGUUUGAUGAGGAGUGUGAUUUAAGAGCAGGCAUCUGUCUCGACUUUGUGUAUGAGAAUAUCCUGUUUGCCGUGAACAAGGGAUUCCCUUGGAAGGCUGUUGGCGUUGUUGCCAAGCUUUCAGAAGAACUUCUUACAGACACGAAAGGUACGAGCAUAGUGAAAGCUGUUCAGCUCCUUAAAAACAAACUCUCCCAACACUCUCCCGUCCUGAACGAGAAAUUCCAGCCCGCUUUCCUGGCUUUCCUCAUGAGGACCUUCUUCAGGCACUAUCGACUCUACCAGUAUGUGCUGUGUUCAGAGAUGCAGGUCCAUGGUAACUGUCUAAUGCUACAGGUUCAUGCCCCGCCACAUCCUCUGCCUCUCACUGAGGGUGUCUACAUCAAGCUGUGGGAGUACCAGAAGACCAUGGAAUCUCUCUGUGAAAAAGAAGCCCACAAGCAGAGAUGUGUGCAGGACCUAAGGGAUUCAGCACAGAGUCAUGCGGAAAAGAGCAUGGAAGCACUGUAUGGCAGCAUAGAAAUCCCAGACACCGAUGUCAUUGAGAAGCAGGUUCUGGAAAAACUGGUGCAGCAGACACUGAAGACACAGGUGGAGAUUGUUCGCGAUUUGUUUGUCGAGGAGCUGAAACUGACCCAGGAAAUCCUGGAGCUGAAACAGCAGCAGAAAGCAUUGCCUCAGCCACCCACUCUGCCUCCUUUUCCCAGUAAACUUGCCCCUUCUAAACAGGAGAAGCCGCGCUCUGGUAAAAAAGCCAAAAAAUGAAGCAGAAGAAGAGUCUGUGCUGUGGGGCCGAAGUAACGGCAGCCAUGAUUAGAAUCCUGAGGUGAGCCAAACA